Punica granatum (pomegranate) is the source of this 1039-nucleotide messenger RNA. NCBI's taxonomy places the organism in Eukaryota, Viridiplantae, Streptophyta, Magnoliopsida, Myrtales, Lythraceae. The record is from RefSeq and is a predicted model, not a curated record.
UGCCCCCCAUUGAUUGGUAGAAUCUUCGACCGUCAGAUCCUUAAGGACGACACUCACACUGUCGUCGGCUUCUGCAUCAAUGUCUUCCUCCAAAUUCUUCAUCUUCAUAGAUUGAAUUGCCGACUAAACUCAUAUAAUUUUCAUCUCCAAAAUCUGAUCUUUCUGCAGAGGAGGAGCCCAUCAAUGGCGCCCCUGCUUCUCCUCGCGCUUGCUCUGCUCUUUCCCUUGACUCAAGCCACGACCAUCAAGUACUGCGAUAACUCGGGGGACUAUGUCGUGAAGGUUAAUGAUGUCAGGAUAUCACCAAAUCCAGUGAUUGCAGGCAAACCUGCUUCCUUCGAUAUCUCAGCUUCUGCAGGUCGGGCACUCUCCGGCGGGAAGGUGGUGAUUCAUGUUAUAUACUUUGGGAUUCAAGUCCAUACCGAAACGCACGAUAUCUGCGACGAGGUAUCCUGUCCUAUCUCGAUGGGCGACUUUGUCCUCUCCCACACUGAAACCUUGCCUGUUUUCACACCACCGGGCACUUACACUCUGAGGAUAACGAUGGUGGACGCCAAUAAGGAGCAGCUGACCUGCAUCAGCUUCAAUUUCAAAAUCGGGUUCGGGCUGCAACUCGGGUCGCUAUUGUUUGCCAGUUAAAUGAUUAUGAGCUCAUCUCUCGUUUGAGGAUCCUUGCAUUUGGUGCAUUCCUCUGCGUACAUUGUUGCCGUCAGCAACCAUUCAAAUCCGUUGUAAACAAAGUUUCAAAUACCGAUCUCACGCAAACAGCAAGAGCCUUGAUGAAGCACUUAUCUAUCGUGAUGGACCAAACGGCAUUUCUCCAUUUGUGCUUCGAAUCUUUUAUUCGUACAUGAAGAACAUAGAUACUUUCUACAUGCUAUUGCCCUUAGGUAGGCUAGCAGAACAUCACUUGCCUUAGUCAUAUACCCAAUGGAUCAUUCUUCGCGGCCGCGUACUUUUUAGUUAGAUUUCAAUUUGAGUCACUUUGAUUCGUUAUGUUGUGAGAAUGUGAUGAAUAGAGGGAUACAUGGUGCAAUCA